GUGCGCCACAAGUACUGCGCGAGCUUGUAUUUCGCGGUCUACACGAUGACGGGCAUCGGCUUCGGCGACAUCUCCGCGACGGGCCACAUCGAGGUCAUCGUCGCGACGGCCAUCAUGCUCUGCGGCGCCGUCUUCUGGGCCUACAUGAUCGGCCAGUUCGUGACCUUGGUGAGCCACAUGGACAUCUACGGCAACGCGUUCCGCCAGCGCAUGGACGAGCUCAACUUCAUGAUGGCCGACAAGAAGUUCCCGACGAAUUUGAAGCGGCGC
Messenger RNA from Aureococcus anophagefferens, 270 nucleotides. RefSeq lists its product as hypothetical. The annotation marks the transcript as partial. Gene Ontology annotation, cellular component: membrane. The transcript has a single exon. Gene Ontology annotation, biological process: potassium ion transport. The record is from RefSeq and is a predicted model, not a curated record. Lineage: Eukaryota; Pelagophyceae; Pelagomonadales; Pelagomonadaceae. Gene Ontology annotation, molecular function: voltage-gated potassium channel activity; protein-containing complex binding.